UGUUGUUUCGGAACGUAAUGCACAGUGAAGAACACAACAUGCUUUCGACGUUUCAACGCUCGAUUGGUUAGAAGGUCCGCUUUAGGUAAAGAGAUUAGGAGGGAACAAUCCAUGGAACCGCUUGACGAAAUAGGUCAUAGAUUAGCCACAUGGCCCAGUAAUAGUGAGCUUCAUCAUGUGCCUCCUAUUUCCUUCCAAGGAUCAACUGUCGGCGAACUUCGUCAUGCACGCGGGCUCGGACUCCGGCCUUGUUAGCCAGGCAGCAAAAGCUCCACUAGUUCUCUUCUUGUAGCUUUGUAUUAUUACCAUGUCCGAAUCUAUCAGCGAGAAGCCUAUUAUCCAACGACGUUCAGAUGCUAGCAGCUGCUCAUAUUCAGGGAAGGGGGACGCAGCCAUCGUCGACGUGACCGAAUGCGACCAUUGCACUCGAUAUCCCAACAGAUGGUGUAGGAUUCGGGAAUAUCUUCGCGAGCCUGCUGCUGAGUUCUUCGGAAUUAUGUUUCUGAUCAUAUUUGGAGUCGGUGGCGAUCUGCAAGUCGUCUUAUCUUCAAAUCCAAAUGUCGCGCCUACGUCCAAAGGUAGUUACCUUUCACUCAAUUUCGGAUGGGCAGUUGGUGUUGCUCUAGGCGUAUACGUUUCUGGUGGAAUAUCCGGUGGUCACAUAAACCCUGCUGUUACUUUGGCUCUUGCAACCGUUCGCAACUUCCCUUGGAAAAAAGUACCUAUUUACAUGGCUGCCCAACUUAUGGGAGCCCUUUGUGGUGCUGGCAUUGUCUACGCCAAUUAUUUCCAUGCUAUCGAUCUAUACGAAGGUGGCCCAGGGGUCCGCACUGUCCCUGGUACUGCAAGCUUAUUCUCUACUUACGCCUUGGAUUACAUGACUCCUGUGUCAUGUUUCUUCUCGGAAUUCUUGGCCUCUGCUGCACUAAUGAUGGUCAUUUUGGCCAUCACUGACAAAAGAAACAACCCCCCAGCGCCGGGACUUGUCCCAGUCGCGUUGUUCAUUACAAUCCUCGGUAUCGGUGCUUCACUGGGUAUGGAGACUAGCUACGCUAUCAAUCCUGCUCGUGACUUAGGUCCGCGCUUGUUGACUGCGAUGGUGGGAUAUGGUAGAGAUGUAUUCACUUAUCGGAGCCAAUACUGGUUGUGGUGCCCCAUUUUAGCUCCAUUCCUUGGUAUGCAGUUUGGAGCCUUAUUCUACGAUUUAUUCCUCUUCACGGGUUCUGAGAGCAUUAUCAAUAAGCCUGAUGCGGAAACUCAAAAAAGACAUCUUCACGCAUGCCCUCAACAGAGAAACAAGGUUCCCGCCGGUGCGGACAGUGUUUGAUUUUUAUUGGUGAUAUUUGGUUGGUACCGUAGGUUUCAUUUCUUAUGAUGGUCGGACUAUUUACGAAUUCUACGAUAUGGAAUGCCUCUGGAAAUGAUUGGUCACGUCACCUGUAGCACAGGAAUGUCAUUUGCUUUAUUUACAUAAUACGAAAUGCAUCUUCGAACU
Serpula lacrymans var. lacrymans S7.9 is the source of this 1495-nucleotide messenger RNA. RefSeq names its product major intrinsic protein superfamily membrane channel protein. Lineage: Eukaryota; Fungi; Basidiomycota; Agaricomycetes; Boletales; Serpulaceae. The coding region runs from base 308 to 1327 and encodes 339 amino acids. The record is from RefSeq and is a predicted model, not a curated record. The transcript is spliced from 10 exons. Gene Ontology annotation, molecular function: glycerol channel activity; water channel activity. Gene Ontology annotation, cellular component: plasma membrane. Gene Ontology annotation, biological process: water transport; glycerol transmembrane transport.